AUGUCAGCCAUGGACAAUGUGCGCCAGGUGACGAUGCGCCACGGGGCACCCGCUCAGUACCGUGGCUACGUCCAGAAAAAGUGUCGAACGUUUUCCUCAACGAAACGCUGGAUGGUGGCAGCCGGCUCCACGCUCAGCAACUACACGAGUCGCGAAGCCUUCGAGCCGACCUGGAGACUGAACAUCCUCGGCGCACAGCUAGAGCGCGUGGGUAAACGUGGAUUCCGCAUCACGACCACCGAGCGAAAGUUGGAGUUCGUGGCCCCCUCCGACAAAGAGGCAGAGGACUGGUUCGUGGCCCUCAGCCAAGCAGUGAGCCGCUCGUUUGAGCGCGAUUAUGAGCUUGGCAGCAAGAUCGGGGAAGGUGCGUUCGCCGUCGUCUACGACGCCUACGACAAAGUCACCGGUGAGCAGGCAGCAGUGAAAGUUAUUCGAAAGGCGAGUUUAGACCCGGCGGACUUUGCCCUGCUCGCGCGAGAGGUUCAUAUUCUAUUGACGGUCCAACACCCGAAUUGUGUCGAGACUUACGAUAUCUAUGAUGCGCCGGAUGCCAUCUACAUCGUCAUGGAGAAAAUGAAAGGCGGUGAACUCUUUGACCGCAUCGCCGUGGCUGGUGCGUUUAGUGAGCGCGAUGCCGCUCACGUGUUUCGGCAGUUGAUGCGCGGCGUUGCGUACCUGCAUAGCCGCGGCAUUGCACACCGUGAUCUCAAACCAGAGAACCUCUUGACGACAGACCCGACUGCGCCGCUUUCCAAAAUGCACCUGAAAAUCGCCGACUUUGGUCUGGCGAACGUGAUUGGCAAGGGCACAGAAGCGCUCAUGCGAACCUGUAUUGGUACACCGGGCUACGUAGCGCCCGAGAUCGUCAAACAUCAACCUUACACGAGCAAGGUAGAUUGCUGGAGCGCUGGUGUGAUUCUUUUUAUCAUGUUGAGUGGAAAAAUGCCUUUUUACGGAAAAGACGACUACGAAAUCAUGCGCCGCAUCGUACGAGCGCAAUACAAAUUCCGAGAAUCCGAAUGGGCACAAGUCAGCGAUGACGCCAAGGAAUUGGUUCGGGCACUGCUCCAGGUGAACCCGGAACAACGCCUCUCGGCUGAGGAGGCACUGAAGCAUCCCUGGUGCACGUCAAAUACAUUGUCGGUCGCUAGUCUCUCUAGCACAGCAGGUCUGAGGGCCAUGCAGGAGGCGAAACGCAACAAAAUGAAAGCAGCAGUCAAAGCAGCUGCGCAGGGUACGCGAAUGGCGCAGCUUGCCAAAGAGCUCGAGACCAUCGAUAUGCAACCCAAAGCGUGA
This is a messenger RNA of Cyanidioschyzon merolae strain 10D, 1296 nucleotides long. Its product is annotated as probable calcium/calmodulin-dependent protein kinase. The transcript has a single exon. The coding region runs from base 1 to 1296 and encodes 431 amino acids. NCBI's taxonomy places the organism in Eukaryota, Rhodophyta, Bangiophyceae, Cyanidiales, Cyanidiaceae. Gene Ontology annotation, molecular function: protein kinase activity; ATP binding. Gene Ontology annotation, biological process: protein phosphorylation. The record is from RefSeq and is a predicted model, not a curated record.